AGUUUUAACAAUACUCACCAAGAGUUCUCAAUUCUAUUUAUUAAAAUAUUUAACAACAAUAACGUGAUUUAAUAUUUGUUUUACUUAUGGUUUUUUUUUGUUGAUAGUUGCUGAAACAAUACGCUGUUUUUUUAAAGUAAAAAAUCCAUUUGAAGAUAAUAUUUGUGUGAUGUUUGGUGCAAGUUAUCAUUUAUGGAUUGGACUGUUUUUUUUUGAGUCAUCAUUAUCAUCAGCUUCAAAUUCAUUUGGCUAUAAUUUAUUAAUAACUGAAAUAAAUAAAAUUGCUGAUAAUCAAGAUGAUAAUUAUGGUAUUUAUGAUGAAGAUUAUGAUAGUGUUACAAGAAAUAUUAGUCGACGUAAAUUGGAUACACCAAUUGAAUGGGAGCUGACAAAAAAACCUUUAAAUUUUCCAAAAAAUAAAAUUGAUAAUAAUUUUAAAAUGGGUCAUUUAAUUAUUGAAAAUCAAUUAUUUAAAUUUGAAUUUUUACAUGAUUUUCUUAGAUUUAUUCAACCGUAUAAUGUAUCAAUUGAUUUUUUAAUUGAUAUAAUUGAAAGACGUGUAACAACUCAAAGGCUGCUGUCCGAGUCCAUGAAUGUGGAGGUCGGAUUCAUAUCACUUUUAGCUGCUUGCUGUAUUUUGGCAUGUGUUAUUCCUGGUACUGAGCUUUGGCUUGCCUGUCGUCCAAUCAAAGAAGAUUAUAAACCGUCACAGCAUCCAAGAUGUCUGGCUUUUGUGCUUUCAACACUUGUCUUUAUUCUUGGCAUUGGAAUUAUUGGAUUAAUUAUUUCCAAUGAAGUUACAAAGAUUGGAAUUGAAAAAAUUCCUGAUGUUAUGAAUACUGCAAUUCAAGAUCUUAAUGAUUAUCAUACUGGUACAACUGUUGGAAUUCGUGAUUGUUUAACAAGAAGUCUCGAUGUCGCAAGUGAAGCCAUUAUGGCUGAUCUAGAUAAUGUCGAAGAAAUGUUGGGCAAGCCAGUUCAACUUGACUUGGCAUCAGAAACUGGUUUAGAUAUCGCCAUCGAAAGACUAUUCACUGUUGCCAAUGCAAGUCAAACGCUUUCAAAUCGUGCUGAGAAUUUACUAAAAGAGGGCGAAAAAGCUCGUGACCUCGGAAUGGAAUUGAGUCGUGAAAUUGAUGGACUACGACGUCAACUUGAGUCUUUACUGAGGGACCAGCAUUUACUACGUCUUCAAAAAAUUGGUCGAGAUAAUUUAACAGAAGCUGGUCGUCAAGCACGUGGUGAAUAUCACUACGUGCCUCAUUACAUUUCUCGAAGUACACUUGAAUAUCGUAAUAGUAUUCGAAGAGAAAUUAAUGCAGCACGUGUAAAAAUAUUUGAAGAAGCAAGAAGCCUUGAAUCAACUAACACCGAGCUUAACAGUCAACUGAAUUCCAUCAAGAAAAUUGCAAAUGAAGCUGCACCAUAUAUACAGUUAUUUGAAGAAAUUAGAUGGCUUAUUUGCAUUGGUGCAAUUGCUGGCUUAACUUUUAUCUGGAUAUUAUUAUUUUUUGCUAUUAUUUGUCAAUGUGGAUCAUCACAAAAAAAAGUUCAAUCUACACUUUUAUGUGGAGCUUUUUGGAGCUGUCCGAUUUCGAUUGGUCUGUGUGUGGUAUUAGCUGGAGCAUUGGGUGUAUCAAGUCAUAUGGAAAUGUUUGUAUGUCGAGCACUUGAAGAUCCAAGCUAUAAAACACUUGAAGCUGUACUGGAAACAAGAAUGUUCUUGGGACAACGUCUCAACGUUCCUCUCAAGGAUCUUCUAGAAAAAUGCGAACAAAAUGAAGGAGUAUAUCCAGCAUUUCCUUUGGGCCAAUCAUCAAAGCUGGAGCAAUUAGCAGACUACUGGAAAUGGUCAGGGCUUUCAAAAUCUCUUUCAAGUCUAAAAGUAGAUUUGAAAGGAUUAAAAAUAUUAACACCGAGUUUGGAGGAAAAAUUAGAAAGUAUUUUACAUGCUUGUGGACCUAAUUUAACUGAGCACAGAACAUAUAUUAGAGGACCGAUUUUAAAUAAAGAUUUAGGGGCAAUGUCGGAACAUUUACAUUAUGUUGGAAGACAACUGGUGGAUAAAAGAACAUCUAGAAAUCUUCAGGAUAUUGGUGAAUCGAUGAAAAAUAUUUUAGACCGACGAGUGAGACCACUCGUUCAAAUUCAAGAUAACUUGGUCGAUCAACUAACUCGACUGGAAUUACAGCUGAGACCAUUUCAAGAUAAUAUCAAUAAAACAUUUAUUCACAUGAAAAAUAUACAAAGUCAUAUUAAUAAACAAGGAGAUGUCAUUGCCGAGCUUAGAACGAAAUAUUAUAUAGAAACUUUAAAUUCAUAUUUGGAUCAAUGGCGUACUCAUGUACUUACCGAGGUCAUUUCAGGACCUGCCAAGUGUCGACCUUUGUGGGACAUUGUUAAUGGUUUGAGACUUUCAAUGUGUCAAGAUGUGUUAGGACCUUUGGAUGGAUUUUGGUUUUUACUAUUAAUUUCGAUUAUCAUAAUGGCAAUUACUACACCAAUGGCACACAUCCUCUCCUCAGUAUAUCGCAAUGAUAUUGAAAAAACUACAAUUUUCACUCCUCCAGGAACGGGAAGUCCUGAUACGGUUGUCAUUGAUCGAGACACUUGGCGAACACCCGAUCCACCUCCACUUCAAGAUGAUUGGUAAAAUUCAACAUGACAAUAAACAUUUUAACUUUGUUUUUCAAUUAACUUCAUAAACAUAAAAAUAAUAUCAAUUAUUAAAUUAUAGUUACUUAUAAUUUUCAUA
Messenger RNA from Aphidius gifuensis, 2755 nucleotides. RefSeq names its product prominin-2-like (gene prom). NCBI's taxonomy places the organism in Eukaryota, Metazoa, Arthropoda, Insecta, Hymenoptera, Braconidae. Gene Ontology annotation, cellular component: membrane. The transcript is spliced from 16 exons. Bases 170 to 2653 code for a protein of 827 amino acids. The record is from RefSeq and is a predicted model, not a curated record.